Messenger RNA from Schistosoma margrebowiei, 1386 nucleotides. NCBI's taxonomy places the organism in Eukaryota, Metazoa, Platyhelminthes, Trematoda, Strigeidida, Schistosomatidae. The record is from the annotation of a GenBank genome assembly.
AUGGAAAAUGAUGAAGUUGUACUCACUGAUAGCACGAAGAAAAUUAAAGCUAUAAUCUUAAUUGGUGGUCCAUGUAAAGGUACUCGCUUUAGGCCACUUUCAUUGGAGUUGCCUAAACCACUUUUUCCAAUAGCUGGGUUUCCAGUUGUUUACCAUCAUAUUGAAGCCUUCUCCAAGUUACCGGGAUUGAGGGAAAUCAUUCUUUUGGGAUUUUACCAACCAAAUGAGGCUCUCAACCAGCUUAUUUCGAAUGCGCAGCACGAGUUUAAGGUUUCUGUUAGAUAUUUACAGGAGUUCACAUCACUAGGAACAGCUGGUGGUAUAUAUCAAUUCCGUGACCAAUUAUUAUCUGGAUCUCCGGAUUUGUUGUUCGUGAUGAAUGGUGAUGUAUGCUGUGAUUUACCUCUUGAGGAAAUGCUCGAGUUUCACAAAUGUUUGGGUACUGGGGAUCGGUUUUUAAUUAUGGCGACUGAUGCGACACGUCAACAGUCUAUGAAGUUCGGUUGUAUUGUUGAAGACCCCAACACCCAUGAAGUUAUGCAUUAUGUCGAGAAGCCAGCAACGUUCGUCAGCACAACAAUAAAUUGUGGUCUUUACCUAUUUACUCCUGGGAUAUUUAAAUUUAUUCGUAUAGCUUUUCUUGAACAUCAGAAUCAACUAAAUUAUGAUUUAAGACCUUCAUGCAAAGAAACUAUUCAUUUAGAACGAGAAAUAUGUCAACCGUUAGCUGGAAGUGGGACUUUAUUUGUUUAUCAUACCAAUCGGUUUUGGAGUCAAAUCAAAUUUGCUGGUGCUGUAAUCUACGCUAAUCGUCAUAUAUUGUCACUUUAUGAAAGAACCCAUCCUCAAAGACUUGCUAAAAUGACAAUACCAAGUUCAUCAAACCUACAGAUGUUAGAUGAUCCCAUUAAUUCAUCAUUAGUUGUGAUGAAUGGCAAUUGCCAACCAUCGAUUUGUGGACCGAUUAUAAUUGGUCAUGUAUUCAUACAUCCAACUGCUUCAAUCGACCGAACAGCUGUUAUAGGACCUAACGUAAGUAUAGGUGAGCGAGCUGUAAUACAAGCAGGAGUACGUCUACGAGAAUGCAUUGUACUCAGGGAUGUUGAGAUUCGUGCACACGCUUGUUGCCUGAAUGCAGUAAUUGGAUGGAAUACAGUUAUUGGGGAAUGGGCUCGUGUUGAAGGUACACCCAAUGAUCCUAAUCCUAAUAAGCAAUUUACCAAACUUGAAGUUUUACCUGUUUUCAAUGUUAAAGGUCAACUAAAUCCAUCCAUUACUGUGAUUGGCUCCAAUGUGGAAAUUCCUCCUGAAGUUAUUGUUCUGAACUGUAUAGUUUUACCACAUAAAGAAUUAUCACAAAGCGCCAGAAAUCAAAUUAUUUUAUGA